AUGAGCAAGCCGGCCGGAUCAACAAGCCGCAUUUUAGACAUCCCCUGUAAAGUGUGCGGCGACCGCAGCUCGGGCAAACACUACGGGGUCUACGCCUGCGACGGCUGCUCGGGGUUCUUCAAACGGAGCAUCCGCAGGAACAGGACGUACGUCUGCAAAUCUGGAAACCAGGGAGGCUGCCCCGUGGACAAGACGCACAGAAACCAGUGCAGGGCAUGUCGGCUCAAGAAGUGUUUGGAAGUCAACAUGAACAAAGAUGCUGUGCAGCACGAACGGGGCCCUCGGACGUCCACCAUCCGCAAGCAGGUGGCCCUCUACUUCCGUGGACACAAGGAGGAGAACGGGGCGGCCGCGCACUUCCCCGCGGCAGCGCUGCCCGCCCCGGCCUUCUUCACCACCGUCACGCAGCUGGAGCCGCACGGCCUGGAGCUGGCCACGGUGUCCGCCACGCCCGAGCGGCAGACCCUCGUGAGCCUGGCUCAGCCCACGCCCAAGUACCCCCAUGAAGUGAAUGGGACCCCCAUGUAUCUCUAUGAAGUGGCCACAGAGUCAGUGUGUGAAUCAGCUGCCAGGCUUCUCUUUAUGAGCAUCAAGUGGGCUAAGAGUGUACCAGCUUUCUCCACCCUGUCUUUGCAAGACCAGCUGAUGCUUUUGGAAGAUGCUUGGAGAGAACUGUUUGUUCUAGGAAUAGCACAAUGGGCCAUUCCGGUUGAUGCUAACACUCUACUGGCUGUAUCUGGCAUGAAUGGUGACAACACAGAUUCCCAGAAGCUGAACAAGAUUAUAUCUGAAAUACAGGCUUUACAAGAGGUGGUGGCUCGGUUUAGACAACUCCGGUUAGAUGCUACUGAAUUUGCCUGUCUGAAAUGCAUCGUCACUUUCAAAGCUGUUCCUACACAUAGUGGUUCUGAACUGAGAAGUUUCCGGAAUGCUGCUGCCAUUGCAGCUCUUCAAGACGAGGCUCAGCUAACUCUCAACAGCUACAUCCAUACCAGAUAUCCCACUCAACCCUGUCGCUUUGGAAAGCUUCUGUUGCUUUUGCCAGCUUUACGUUCUAUUAGCCCAUCAACCAUAGAAGAAGUGUUUUUCAAAAAAACCAUCGGCAAUGUACCAAUUACAAGACUGCUUUCAGAUAUGUACAAAUCCAGUGAUAUCUAA
This is a messenger RNA of Eptesicus fuscus (big brown bat), 1158 nucleotides long. It is a transcript of the gene NR2E1, whose product is annotated as nuclear receptor subfamily 2 group E member 1. Gene Ontology annotation, molecular function: RNA polymerase II cis-regulatory region sequence-specific DNA binding; nuclear receptor activity; zinc ion binding. Bases 1 to 1158 code for a protein of 385 amino acids. The record is from RefSeq and is a predicted model, not a curated record. NCBI's taxonomy places the organism in Eukaryota, Metazoa, Chordata, Mammalia, Chiroptera, Vespertilionidae. The transcript is spliced from 9 exons. Gene Ontology annotation, biological process: cell differentiation; negative regulation of transcription by RNA polymerase II; anatomical structure development.